Molecule: messenger RNA, 607 nt
Organism: Colletotrichum navitas
Lineage: Eukaryota; Fungi; Ascomycota; Sordariomycetes; Glomerellales; Glomerellaceae
Product: carboxymuconolactone decarboxylase
Exons: 4
Coding region: 152-607 (151 amino acids)
Molecular function (GO): peroxiredoxin activity
Source: RefSeq, a predicted model, not a curated record
AAGACCCCUCACUUAGCUAAGGCCGCCUCUGCCGAAAGCGGAGAGCUGGUGAACUCCUCAUGAAAUAUAAAGAGCACUCACCCUUACAUUGCCUCAUCAUUGGCCCUAUUCAAUCCACGGCUCCUGCUUCAAAUACGUCGCCUACAACAAAAUGACUUCCGAGAACACCAAGAAGCUGCGCGCUGAGUUGUUCGAGGCUGGGCUCCAAAAUCGUCGGGAAGUGGUCGGGGAAGCUUACGUUGAAACUGCUAUGCGCAAUGGUUCCAGUGAAUUUGCCUAUCCUCAACAAGAACUGAUUACAGAGUGGGCUUGGGGAAACAUAUGGUCACGUCCAGGCUUGGAACGCAAGCAGAGAAGCCUUCUUAAUAUCGGUAUGCUGAUUGCUCUCAAGAGCUGGACCGAGUUUGGUACGCAUAUACGGGGAACGAACGGGCUUACCGAGCUCGAGAUUCGCGAGGCAAUCUUACAAGCGACGGUAUACUGUGGGGCACCUGCCGGUGUUCAGGCUAUGAAGGUGGCGGAUGGCGUCCUCGAAGACAUGAUCAGCAAGGGAGAGCACAAGAGACAAAUGGCAGAAGUCUCGCCCAGUUACAGAAAGCCAGAGUAG